CCGGGGCUGGACCAUGUCUGGCGGACAGCCGGAGGGCAGCCGGACACCCAAGUCCCAGGACCAGGACACGGACCAGGACCAGGACAAGCGCAGUUGUGGGGAGGACAGCCCCGUUAUCGAACGCCGCAACCGGAGCGGCAUCAUCAGCGAGCCCCUCAGCAAGAGCCUGAAGAGGUCUCGCACCCUCUCGCAGUACACCGCCGCGUGCCCCCAGACCGCCAACGGACUGAAACACAACGGGCAGGCCAAGAUCCACGCGGCCAAGCCCCAGCCCACCCAGCAGCAGCCGCAGCAGCCUUCCGCCUCGGCCUUGGUGCCGAGCAAGCUGGACCGAACCUUGGAGCAGGUGCUGGAGGGACAGAACGGCCUGUUGCACUUUGCCCAGGCAGCUGCGCUGCUCAAGCGGGCGGGCAUGGAGCACAUGCUGCUGCCGGGGGGAAUGGGAGUG
Molecule: messenger RNA, 448 nt
Organism: Sinocyclocheilus anshuiensis
Lineage: Eukaryota; Metazoa; Chordata; Actinopteri; Cypriniformes; Cyprinidae
Product: CXXC-type zinc finger protein 5-like
Exons: 1
Source: RefSeq, a predicted model, not a curated record